This is a messenger RNA of Saccostrea echinata, 1014 nucleotides long. Its product is annotated as cannabinoid receptor type 1B-like. The record is from RefSeq and is a predicted model, not a curated record. Gene Ontology annotation, cellular component: membrane. Bases 1 to 1014 code for a protein of 337 amino acids. The transcript has a single exon. Gene Ontology annotation, molecular function: G protein-coupled receptor activity. Gene Ontology annotation, biological process: G protein-coupled receptor signaling pathway. Lineage: Eukaryota; Metazoa; Mollusca; Bivalvia; Ostreida; Ostreidae.
AUGCCUAGUUGCCUGGAGUAUAUCAUCAAUGAAACAGCAAAGGAGGAUAUCCUAGCGACAUUGAUUGGAACAAUACAUAAAACAGACAAGGAUCGGCUGAUUUCAGGCCUUGUGGGAUUUUUUAUUGGAGGCACAGCAUUCAUCCUUAAUGUCUUUGUCUUCAUAACUCUCAUCUUUAGCAAGGAAUUGAGACAAAACACGCACCUCAAUCUAGUCCUUUGUCUGUCUAUUAAGGAUAUGGUUCUUGGAAUAAGUGUGUUUGUUGGUGGACUUCGCCUUUUUACUCAAAAAUUGGCUGACUCCUAUUUUCCAUGUGUUCUCACUAGUGUGCUUUUUAUCAGUGGUAUUACGCUUUCGUUUUGCCAAACAUUCCUCAUCAGUUUUCAUCGAUUUCUGAAAAUAUCUGGUACAGGUCUGGAUAAAAAAUUGCUGCAGAACAAUAGGAAAUAUGUAGUCUAUAUCCUUUUCUGGAUUGUUGUCCUUGGCUUCAACAUAUCUAUGGUUCAGUUCCGCCAUGUUGCAGAUAAACUACUCUUCUGCAAAUUUAAGUGCGUUUUUGGUGCUCGCUAUCCAGUUAUGAUAAUUUAUUUCCAAUCUACAGCUAUAAUACUAUUGUCAUUGACAAUUUUAUUUUAUGUUUUAACAAUUGGCCAGAUGCGUCAACGAUACAAAAGAACAUUUGCUUGGCAAGCUAAACAGAAUGCAACGUCAUCAAUUUUUACUGACAAGGUAGUAACCGUAUCUAACUCUGGAUGUAAUCAGUUGAUAAAUCAAAUGAAUAAGAAACUGUUUGGAUCGAUGAAGUUAAUCGGAUUUAUUAUUGCUGCACUUCUUUUUUGUUCUGGCCCGAUGGUUUUUGUAUCCUUCUUUGAUCAUGGAACACAGAAACAUUUGUUCAUUGCUGCUAUACUCUCUUGUUUGAAUUCUGUUGUGAACCCCUUCAUAUAUGCUUUCAAUAUGGAAAAUCUUAGGAGAGAGUGGAAAAUUAUCUGGCAUAUGAUUCAAAAUUUAUAA